AUGGUCGGCAGGAAGGUCAAGCGCUACUGGCCCGACGACGCGGCCAAGAACAAGGGGGACCCCUGGUUCAUGGCGGUCGUCACUGACUACGACCCCGUGCUCAAGAUCCACGUUCUGACCUACAGCCUGGGCACCCAGAAGGAGGAGCGCGAGGACGUCAACCUGUCGACACUGCACCAGGGCUCCAUCAGCUUCACUGGCGAUUGGAUCGACCUGGAGCGUUGGUACGCAGACCCCAAGAGGCGCGAGAAGAGCUACGCCGUCAAGGCGCGCUGGGGGCGCCGAGUCCGGGGGCCGCUGGGCGGCCAGGGGUGGCAGGCGGGCAGCGGAGCGACGCGGGGUCGAGGGGUGGCGGUUGUUGGUUUGCAGCAGGGAAGCGGCCUGAUGACCCCGCCCCAGAUCUCCAAAUACCUCAAGGCCCGCAACGUCGGCAUCGCCCUCUGA
This is a messenger RNA of Monoraphidium neglectum, 444 nucleotides long. RefSeq lists its product as hypothetical. The record is from RefSeq and is a predicted model, not a curated record. NCBI's taxonomy places the organism in Eukaryota, Viridiplantae, Chlorophyta, Chlorophyceae, Sphaeropleales, Selenastraceae. The transcript is spliced from 5 exons. Bases 1 to 444 code for a protein of 147 amino acids.